AUGAGUGAGUGCUCGUGGAAGCGCGCUGCAAACAUGUCGAUGGUGGCUGCUGAAGCUUGACUUUGGCAACGAGUCCAGGUGGCCAUUGGCACAGACAUGUCAUCCGUGAGCUUUAGUUCCAGGCGAGAUUCCAAGAGGAGCAGCAAGCAUCGCCGCCACACGGAAAACUCCAGUAACUUCUUGCCCCUUCCAGCCUCGGUGAGAUGGCAUCGUAUUUUUUGUAUGUGUACAUUUCUGCUUGUGGUGGCAUUUUUGCAAUCCUUUACUUUGGGUUUUGAUUUUUUUUCGUUUCAUGGUUGUUGUCGCAGGAUUACGAACGACUUCAAGCUGAAGGUGUUGAACCAUGCGAUGCAAGAAUUAUUAUUUUGGGCUCCUAUGGAAGACUCAUGUAAUUGCUGUCAAGAACACUGUCAGUUCAGCGGUUGUCAUCAUGCAAGCAAUUGGCCGCUGAUCUGCUUGCUCUUUGUACUACUAAAGGGGAUAUGGAUCAGAAGCCGCAAUGGUGCGCGUGACGACAUGUCUAACACUUGCCUGACCCUGGACUCUGGCUUCUUCUUGCAAGUUGACCAUACUAUUGUGAGGAUCUCGGCCAGGAUCAUUCUUUAUAUCAUGUUGGAUCAUCUUCGAAUUUGUAGAGUAAUUUAUUGUCUAAGAAUGUACUCACAGAACACAAUCAGUGUGGUCGUGCUUUUCUACACUUCUGUCCAGAGCAAUGGGAUAUGUAUUCUGUACUGUACGGCUACCCUCUAA
Molecule: messenger RNA, 750 nt
Organism: Aegilops tauschii subsp. strangulata
Lineage: Eukaryota; Viridiplantae; Streptophyta; Magnoliopsida; Poales; Poaceae
Source: RefSeq, a predicted model, not a curated record